Molecule: messenger RNA, 3888 nt
Organism: Uloborus diversus
Lineage: Eukaryota; Metazoa; Arthropoda; Arachnida; Araneae; Uloboridae
Exons: 1
Coding region: 1-3888 (1295 amino acids)
Source: RefSeq, a predicted model, not a curated record
AUGGCGGACAUCACCUCGUUAAACCGCAAGCGCGGUAACAUUAAAGGGCAAAUCACCAAGAUUUCUAUUGCCCUCGCUGAAAGAAAAGACGAGAUGGACAUUUUCGAGUUAGAAGCUCUUUUUGAGACAGUGCUGAACAUACAUCAAAAAUUUGAUACGCUAAAAGAUGACUUCUACAAAAUCAUCACCGAAAAGCAAUUUGAGGAAUGUGAAGACUUAUUGUCUCAAGUGGACGAAGAUAUUCAAAACUUGGAGGUAAGCUUGAAAUCAUCUAUUAACAAACUGAAGUUACAGCAUUACAGUGACUCUGUACUAAAACAAAGUAUUGAUACUUCUACACAAGAAAUUAAUUCGAUGAAUGUUGAUCAGCCAAAAAAGGCUUCAAUGAAACUUCCGAAAAUUCCUCUUCCAACUUUUAGCGGAAAAUUUGAGGAAUGGAACUUGUUCAAAACUCAAUUCAAUAGCCUAAUAAAUGAAAAUCCCGAACUUUCUGAAAGUGAAAAGCUUCAUUACUUACGCGGUUCAUUAAAGGGAGAAGCAAAAAUUCUAGAAACGACUGACGAUAGUUUUUCUUCACUCUUUAAAGCUUUAGAACAAAGAUACGAAAACAAAAGAAUAAUUGUCGACUGUCACAUUAACAACAUUCUUAAUAUUCAACCAAUUAAACACGAAUCUGCUAAAGAUCUUCGUAUCAUUUUGGAUAAUGUUAAGAAAAACCUAAGAUCGCUAAAACUCUUGGAUUUCGGAAGAGACAAAUUAUCUAAUGCAAUUUUAUUGAAUGUUGUUCUAGGAAAAUUAGACCGCGAAACAAGAAAGCAAUAUGAACUAACUCUUAAAGAUAAUGAAGUUCCAGAUUUUGAUGCAUUGCUGGAAUUCUUAGAAAGAAGAUGUCAAAUCUUAAAUAGUAUUAGUGCGAAUAUUUCAUGUAAAUCCAAAUCCUUUAUUGUUAAAUCUAAUAACAUUUCGAAAAUAUGUGUCGCGUUUAAAACUCAAACACAUCAAUUGUAUCACUGUGAUAAAUUUAAAGCAAUGAAAUUAUCCGAAAGGAUAGAUCUAGUUAAAAAGCAUCGGCUUUGUUUCAACUGUUUAAGCGAUCGUCAUUUAGUCUCCCAAUGUAAUUCGAAAAGUUCUUGCUUCGUUUGUAAGAAAAAAUUGAAUCAUCAUACUUUACUUCAUAAAUACGUAAACUGCAUUAACAGCAGACAAAAUAACGCAGAUUGCGGUGGUUCGACGGGAACGACUCAGAUUCAAUCGCAAGGACUAAGCCAACAACAGAACAUAAGCAAUUCUGAAUUUGACUCGCAAAUGUCAGAAAAUACUCGCGUCUCUUUCUUUACUAAUGGAAACGAGAAAACUGUUUUGAUAAAUACAGUAAUAGUUUAUGUUAGAGAUUCUACUGGCAUAAGAAGGGGCUUACGCGCAAUUUUGGAUUGUGCAAGUGAAAGUUCAUUCAUCUCUGUUAGGGCAGCGGAAGCUUUGGGUUUGAAACGGGAAAGAAUAAAUAUUCCGAUAAGUGGAUUAAAUGAUUCAGCGCUAAAUAUUAAGAAGAAGAUAUCAGCUCACUUGUCUAAUAAAAAGGAUGAUUCGCAUUGGGAAAUCGACUUAUUAAUUAUUCCAAAAAUCACAGAUUUCACGCCUUCUAAGAAAAUUAAUAUUGCUCAUUUAAACAUUCCAAACGAUAUAUGCUUAGCAGAUCCAGCGUUUUAUAUUCCACAAAAAGUAGAUAUUCUUUUGGGUGCAGAAUUAUUCUUCGCAUUUUUAAAGGCAGAUAAAAGAAAGCUGAAAGAUAACUUGUAUUUACAAUCGAGUUAUUUUGGUUAUCUUGUUUCGGGUAGCAUUUCAGACAGUAGCUCUAAUCAUUCCGCAAAACACUGUUUUUUGUCAAAAAAUUUGGAAACUCUCAAUAUUACUCUAACUAAGUUCUGGGAAAUCGAAGAAGUCGAAAAUCAUUGGCCCUGUAGUGAUGAUGAAUUAAACUACUGCAAUGAACACUUCGCAAAAACGCAUUUCAGGAAUUCGGAUGGUAGAUACGUAGUUCAAAUGCCAUUCAAACCAGAAUGUUCUGAAAUCAUGCUAGGAAAUUCUAAACAAACGGCAUCUAGAAGGUUAGAUCAACUAUGGAAACGAUUAGAACGGGAUCCGGCUAUGAAAGCGCGGUAUACAGAAUUUCUUAACGAAUACAAAACUUUGAAUCACAUGAAAGAAAUAAAAGAAGAUAAGGGAACAGAUGUCGGGUACUAUCUCCCUCAUCACGGUAUUUUUCGACCAGAUAGCAAAACUACCAAAUUGCGCGUAGUUUUCAACGCAAGUGCGAAAACAACCAGCGGACAUUCUUUGAAUGAUUUAUUGAGUAAAGGAGGGGUAAUUCAGGAAGAUCUCUUUUCAAUUCUAAUUAGAUUUAGAAAGUAUAUUUACGCAUUUACCACUGACAUUAAACAAAUGUUCAGGAUGAUUGAAGUAGAUUCUUCUCAAACUAAGCUACAAAAAAUAUUAUGGAAAGAGAGUGAAUUUGCACCAACUAAGAUUUACCAGUUACAAACCGUCACGUAUGGGACUGCAUCUGCUCCAUACUUAGCAACGAAGGUUUUACAGCAACUUGCAUUGGACGAGGGAAAGAACUUUCCUUUGGCAUCCAGAGCCGUUCUUCAAGAUUUCUACAUGGAUGACUGCCUUUCUGGUAGUUCCAACUUGAAGGAGUUUUUGAAUCUUCAGUCAGAAUUGACGCAACUUCUCCAAAAGGGCGGCAUGAAUUUACACAAGUGGUGCAGCAACGAAGGUUCUACGACCGAACUUCAGGAAUUUCCUCUGGACAGAAAUUCUGAAGAAAUUGUAGUAAAAACGCUAGGAAUGCUUUGGAAUAGCUCAAGUGAUUCAUUUAUGUACAAGGUUAGCAACAAUCCAAAUCGCAAUUUUACCAAACGAGAUGUACUUUCGGAAAUCGCACGCAUCUACGAUCUACUUGGACUUUUAGGCCCUGUCAUCUCCAAGGCAAAAAUAUUUAUGCAACAAUUAUGGCUACUUAAAUUAGACUGGAAUGAAACGCUCCCUCCAGAAAUUGCGGAGCAAUGGUACAACUUCGUCAAAACAUUCCCUGAGUUACAAUCUAUCCAAGUGCCUAGAUGUAUUUUAAAAUCCGACACCAAGUCUGUUAUACUUCAAGGUUUUUCAGAUGCAUCUUCAAAGGCUUAUGGAGCAGUUAUAUAUGUGAAAACUGUUUCUCAAACCAACGAAAUAAAGAAGCAACUUCUGUGCAGUAAAUCACGAGUUUCCCCGACCAAAUUCAUGAGUAUACCUCGUCUUGAGCUUUCUGCAUGUUUGCUUCUAUCCAAACUUACGCAAAAAGUCUUAGCCGCUAUUAAAUUGCAUAUAGACUCUGUGGAACUGUAUUCAGACUCUACUAUUGCGCUAGCAUGGAUUAAUACCUCUUCGAGUCUACUCAAAACCUUUGUAAGCAACCGGGUAUCGCAAAUCCAGCAAAUGACAAAGAACUUCCAAUGGUCACACGUUUUAUCGGAGGAUAAUCCAGCCGACAAGAUUUCACGUGGGAUGGAUGUCCAAUCUCUUGCUACUUGUGAACUGUGGUGGAGUGGUCCGAAUCUUGUCAAGCAGAACUUAACUGAUCCGCAGACUUUGAAAAAUUCCAGUGACUUGGCAAAUCAACUCUACACCGAGGAGCUUAAACCUGUUUCCCAAGUGACAUUAACUUCUAGUAGUGACUCUAACUUCUUUGACAGAUUAUUAGAUAUCACUAACAACUUUCAAAAAUUAAUUAGGGUUCUAGCAUUUAUUUUUAGGUUUAGCAGAAACUGCAAGUCUCCUGUGAAACAAACAGGUCCGCUCACGCAUGAAGAAUGUGUAAAUGCCGAAAACCAUCUCUUAAGGGGUUAA